This is a messenger RNA of Amoebophrya sp. A25, 4896 nucleotides long. The record is from the annotation of a GenBank genome assembly. Lineage: Eukaryota; Dinophyceae; Syndiniales; Amoebophryaceae.
CGGCGGGAAACGAUAACGUCUACUGUUUCUCAAGCUGCGGAGCCGGAGCAUACGGUAGUGAUUGCAGAACACGAAGAGGAUAAAGAAGAAAGGGUGGUGGGGCACGUAGAAGCAAUAAAAGAGGAAGAUGAGGAAGAUGAUGUACUGGAUGAAGUGAUGACUCUGCAUUCAGCAUCUACGAUAGACGAAACCGCUGUUGUGGUUGUAGAUGACGUGCGUAUAGAAGAGGAAGUUCAAGCGGCGACGCCUAGAGAGAGUCUGUUCUCGAGAGUCUGCAUUCGAAAGGAGGUAGUGGAAGUGCUGCAGGAACAAGUAAGUGGAGAUGCUGAUGCAGAAAAGGAAGAAGCUGUAAUUGUUGAAGGGCAGACGCCUGAAGAGCCAGUUCAAGAGGUCGUGUCUGAAGUUCAACAGACAGCAGAUGAAGUUGUGCCAGAAGAACUGCCACGGGCGACAGAACAAGUGACGACAGAACAAGUGACGACAGAACAGGCGUCAGAAACUGAAGGAGAUGCUAUGUCUGCAAUCCCUGCUCAGACGAAUCCUGAAGUUCAUGCAGAAUAUCCUGUGCCUGAACAAGCAAUUAUGGAGUUGGAAGAGACAGAGACGGAGGUAGUACUGAUGCCAGUUGUCCCUGAACUAGAUGCAGAAGCAGGAGGAGAAGUAUUGAUUUACUCAUCUCCAGAAACCGAGACACCAGAGGAUGCGACGGUGCCUGAGACGGAAGUGCCUAGCAGUGUCGUGUCUCAAGAACCAGAGGAAGUCGCGCUCGUGGGCGCGGAAGAGGGAGAAAUGGCAGCAAAAGCAGUAGUGGUUGAAGACGUCAUUCGGGAGGAAGUAGAAGAGAUGGGAGUUGCCAACACGAGUAGUCCUGUCGAAGCACUAGAAGAACCAGUUGAGGGGGUUUCUGGCACUGUUCUCGAAGAUGCUGCCGCAGCGCCACUACAACAGGUUGACGAGGAGACCGCUGCUCCUGAAGAAAGCAAUGUCGUUUUUACCCCUACCGCCAAUGACUCGACCUUGAACAACAUGAUGGAUGCAGAGGGAGAACAAGAUUUGAAUAACAUCUCAGCUGCUCAUGAGCCUGAAGCGCCAACGACGCAAGAAAAAGUGUCAGCCUAUCAUGGACAUGACGACGACCACCUUCACCAUGAAGAAGCCGACUCUAGUCUCAAGGAUGAAACCGAAUCUGCUUGCACUAUCAUGUCUAAAGUCGAACAGAGGAAAAGAAAUAUGCUGUUGAAUGGAGGCGGUCCAACAUCAAAAAAGAAGCUUCAGCUUGCUGCUCGCAAACUAGUUUUCAAUUGCACCGAGUCGGAACAUAGGGAUCAUGCUGAGCAUGCUGGUGACGGGAACGAACAACAUAGAAGCCGCGGGAAAAAGGGUGAAGAUCAGGACGAAGAUCAUGGCGAUGAUGUCGACCACGACGACGACGAGGACUACUACGGUGGCGCCAACAACUUCUCUGACGAGGAUGACGAUGAUGCUCCUCAUCAUUUGAGAAACCUCGAUAACCCCAACCAAAGCAAAAGCUUGAGUUUCCUAGGCACGUGCCAGAGUAAGAGUGGGUCGCGCAACGAGAGCGUGGGCGCUUUGGACCGCGUUUCCCAACAAAAGUUCGCAUCUAAGAUUUCUCUCGAUCAUGUCGCCAACAACUCGAUCGCCAACAGUGAACGUAAAGCAGCAGCCCACAGACAGAUUGGUAUCUCUAGAGACAGCAGAGCCACAGUUCAGCAAUGCCUCGACGAUCGAACUCUGCAAAUUUUGCACAAACUACUGCGGAAUGGAGUCUUGGAGGAGAUUAACGGGUGUGUGUCUACGGGAAAAGAGGCGAACGUUUAUGCGGCAACCAGCAAGCAAGCGUUUGAGGUUGGACAUCUGAUGCCUUGUGGUAGCAACGAUGCGUCGGAACAACAGCCGCUCGGGAACGACCCAGAGGCUCGUGAAGAGGAGGACGAAGGAGGAGAGGAGGAAGACGAGGAUGACGUUGACGACACUUCUACUUUGAGAGCGAACCAUAACCACAGGCGUGCACUGAAGUCGACGACAAAACUAGCUGCUUCUGAAGAUGCGGUUAGAAUGGAUUCUGAACAAGCGGCUAGUGCGGAACGGAGGCACAAGAAGAAAGCCGAUGAAGCUGCGGAUGAACAGAGACGUCGGAAUAAAACUGCAAGACACAUGGUAAAUCCAGAUAAAGCCAAGCGAUUGGCGAAAUCUUCGACAGCGGAGAAUGCUGCAGAAGAAACCUCGACGACAUCCUCUUCCACUACUACAGUUACAACUUCUGUUGAUCUACAGUGUAAAAACACUAUCCUGAAUCAUCUCGCAGUCAAGGUUUUCAAGACUUCGGUUUUAGUUUUCAAAGAUAGAGCGCGCUACACGGAGGGAGAUUACCGGUUCCGGCAUGCGGUGUCGAGAGGAAAUCCCCGGAAGGUGAUAGCUCAGUGGUGUGAGAAGGAGUACAGAAAUUUGCAAAGAAUCCGACAGAAGGCAAAUUUUAUUAAGGUAUUUUUAUUUUAUUUUCACAGUACUUGUAGUAUAUUUCUAAUAAUAUAUUUUUUUCACUAUAUAGGCUUAGCCCUUCAAACAAUCAAGGUACUUAAUAUUUUUUUUUCCGAGUACUUUUUACUUCUGACAGCAUGUUGUUGAUACUUGUAGAUGAUACAACUUCUCGGCGACAGUUGUACUACCCCUUUAAUAUGUGUAGACGAAACGACAGCGUAUUUCCAUAAGCACUUGAGUAACAAGUCGCAAAGAUUUGCGUCAUGCCCAGCAUGUUGCACUACUUUCUCAUCAAUCUAAAUCGCAAUUCAGGUCCCUUACCCAAUCGAACACCGCGCAAACGUCUUGGUCAUGGCUUUGAUCGGGCACGAAGGCAUCGCUGCCCCACGCCUAAAGGACGUUCCCACAGAAGAAUUAGUAGUUGAACAGCGACAAUUGAAAGUGUACUUCUCCAAGAGGGAAGAAAAUGAAUCCAAUGCCGAAGAACAGGAAGAGCAGGAAGAGCUCCACGACCUGCUGGAGCAGGAUCCUUGGCUCUUCACCUACCUGCAGUGCUGUAGGAUGCUCCGGGACUUGUUUCAGAACUGUAAGCUGGUCCAUGGAGACUUGUCGGAAUACAACAUCCUCUACUUCAACGGCUCGUUGUACAUGAUCGAUGUCUCGCAGUCAGUGGAGAUGGAUCAUCCGCAGGCUUUGGAUUUCUUGAAGCGGGACUGCCAGAACAUCAAUUCCUUCUUUCAGAAACAAGGUAAUCACUUAUACUAUGUUCUUUGAUCAUGAGAUUUGUAUGUAAAUAGUAAAUUUUUUUUCGUCGUGUAAGGAAGCAAGAUGAAAGAAUAAAUCGGACUCAGACCACUCCAGCAUUCACAUUCAUUCAAUCACAACUGUUGGAUCUGUUUCGUCUUGCCGGUAGUCUAGGAUGACUACUUGAAGAGACGCGAAGGAAUGAAUGUUCAGUAGAUUCUCAAAAACAUCUUAAUCUUUCUCAUUCAGUCUCCAUCUUCUCCUCUACCAAGAACACAACGUUAUCACACACGACAGGUAUCGACGUCCUUCCUCUCCGAUGGCUCUACCACUGGGUUGUUGACGAGAAUUUAGGAACAAGUGCUUCUUCUUCUGCCAGACAGAACAGAUCAACAGUUGCCUUGUUCGACGUAGCCCUCACUAAGCUGAAAGACUUGAUGUUCAACGUGGAUCGCGACUCCAAAGAUUUCGAGCUCGAAGAAGAAUUUAAGAACACUUGGGUACCCUCGAAUCUGCAUCAAAUUUCUGAGAUGGCGGCUUUGGAGAAGGACAUGGACAAACUAGACCGAGGUGAACAGGUUGUAGUCAGCAACUUGUUGGCUGAUCGAAGAAGUAGAGGUGAUGAAGCUGGAGCUGGCGGUGGAACGUGGUUAGAGGGUGUACCGGAAGAAGACGAACUUUCCAAUCUUGAUGAUGCUGCUGUUGACGAACUGCUGAAUGAGGUGGAUAAAGAAGAUGAUCAUGCUAGUAAAGAAGCUUCAACAAAGAAACAAGACAGUGGGAGAGUAGAAAAGCGACAGAAGCAUUUAGACAAGUGGCGUGCGUUCAGACAGAAAAAGCGAAGUCGUCGUGAUCCUGCGUCCACCUGUGCUGCAUCCGAGGGAACCGACAGUGUGGUGGGAGGAGGUCAAGAAAGCUUGUUGGGGGAUGUAGAAGGCCACGAGGAAAAUGUCGCAGUAGAGGAUGCUACGACGUCUGAAUCGGCUAAUUCUGACCAAAACAAGCCUGGCGAAGAUGCUGCUUCUGACCAAAACAAGGCUGGCGAAGAUGCUGCUUCUGACCAAAAACAUACUGAAGAUACAACUGCUUCUUCUUCUCGUCUAUUGCCAAAGGACGAAGAGCCAGUAGAUGCACAACAGGCAGAAAGAAUAGAGACUGUUGCUGACAAGAAAGAGGAAGGGGAAGAACAGGGCAGUGAUGCGGAAGAGGAAUCUCCAGAGGGUGACGAGAGUGAAAUCGAAGAUGGCGAAGAAGUACCCGGCGAAGAGGAGGAAGAGACCACCGAAGGAAGAAAAAAGAAGCCCAAAAAACUUCCAGAGGGAGCUAGGGAUCCUAACCUGUCAAAAGCAGAAUGGAAAGCCAAGAUUAAGCAAGAGAAGGAAGAAAGAAGAGCUGAAAAGAUGCCCAAAAAAUUGAAGAAAAAACUUGGUAAGAAAUAAGUCAUGACACCCAGGAGAAGUCUUGAUGGUUGCAUCUGGAUAUUAUUGUAAAGUACAUGUUUUCAACUACCAACUUGCUCUUCUUUUUAGAAGGUACAAUUAGGCUGAAAGACCUCAACACUAUUUGACAGGAUGGAAAAUGAGGGAGCAUGACAUGACAUGACAACUACCUUGGGCAAAUGAAUUACAAUACGGUAAAUGCCACCUACUUGAC